CAACAUAAAAUACAUACAAGCUGUACAAAUGUCCUACGAAAAUAUAUCCUAGUUUUGUGUUUUUAAAGGGCCCGGCCUGCGACCGCUGGCUAGCAAGAACAUCGUCCAUCCCCAAAACAACCUCCACACACAGGCAUCUUGUGACAUCACAUAAGCAUGUGAUUUUUCUAAAUUUCCACGGAAACUGUGGGUUGAAGUUCAGGAGCUGUCACCCGGAGGAAGCCUGGCCGGAAAUCGCCUUGGACUGCUAAGCAUUUUUUUUCUUCCUGUGUUCAUAGAUGCAAAGAUCUGCUGCAGAUGACCACAUGUGAAGCUUGUCCUGAGUUGUGAGUCAGAAGAGAAGAGGCUGGGCCGAUGACAAGCAUGACAAUGAGCCAAGCCACAGAUGCAUGCCCACUCUAAAGCACCAACUAAGCGGCAUCCCCUCUGCUUCCCGGCUUUCACCCGGCCUCACAGAGGGGGGUGUCGACGGGGCGUAGCUAGUCUCCUGCAACCCCUACGUAGAGCCUCGCUGUGAAACUGGAGGGGUCUGAUGGAUCAGGGUAGUAGUGAGCAGAGUCCAGAGGAGCCGGACGCAGGAGGCCGAGCGGAGCUGGAUGUUGGCAGGAGGGCGUCUGAGUCAGAACACGGCUUGUCCAAAAUCACCCAUAAUGCCCUGGAGAACAUGGGAGCGUUGGGGCAUGGCCUGAAGCAGUUCUUCCAGCCACAGCGCCGACGCUCCUCCGUUUCCCCACAUGACUCCGCCCCAGCCUGCGCGAGCGCCGCUCCCUCCGAGCCUGCCGAUGUAGGGUCAGAAGUAGGGGACGCUUCUGGCUCCUUGGCCCCUUCCUUGGAUUCUGACAAUCCUGCCGCUUCCGCCCCUCCCGCAGCUCUGAGCCGGGUUUUGCAGCAGAUCCGAGGUCCACCCAUUAUGAAGCGAGGCACCAGCCUGCAGAGCCGGCGCAGCAAAGCAGGGAGCUCUGGGGAACCUCCUCAGAAAGGGAGCCCGCAGAUCCAUCGGCGGAGCACUCAUGAGGCCCUGCUGCUGGCUGGACGCCCACGUUCCUCCUCAACCACAGACACACCCAGCAGUCCUGCCCUGGUGGACGUGCUACUGACCUCUGGGUACCACUCUACUGAAGAACCUGACAAGUCGGAUCGGUACGAUGGAUCAGGCCCUGCUGUGUCACCCAACGCCCUGCCCUACGGUGCCGAGGGGUAUGACAUGGUCGACAGUACACCGGACCCCCAGCGCACCAAGCAGGUCAUUGCCCAGCUGCAGCAGAAGAUUCUGAAGCUCACAGAACAAAUCAAGAUCGAACAAACCGCUCGUGACGACAAUGUGGCAGAGUACCUGAAGCUCGCCAACAACGCAGACAAACAGCAAAGUGCACGCAUCAAACAGGUGUUUGAGAAGAAGAACCAAAAGUCUGCUCAGACCAUCCAGCAGCUACAGAGGAAGCUCGAGCACUACCACCGAAAACUCAGAGAGGUGGAGCACAACGGCAUCCCUCGCCAGCCCAAAGAUGUCUUUCGAGACAUGCACCAGGGUCUGAAAGGUGUUGGAGCCAAGGUAACAGGGGGGCUAUCCAGCUUCUCUCAAGCUACUCAUUCUGCUGCUGGAGCCGUGGUGUCCAAGCCAAGAGAAAUUGCUUCCCUCAUCCGCAACAAGUUUGGGAGUGCCGACAACAUUGCAGCUCUGAAAGACUCGUUGGAAGAAACGCAAGGAGAAGAGGGCGGUUGUCCAGGGGCGUCACGGCCUCUUGGAACAGGACAGUUUCAAUCCAGCCCCAGAUACGGCAGCGAGGACGACUGCUCGAGCGCUACUUCUGGGUCUGCCGGAGCUAACAGCACCCCAGGGGCCCCGGGUGGCCCCCCUAGCUCCAGGGACAAUACUCUGGAUAAUGCACAAGGCUCGGGAUUUGAAGCUUUACUCCAUGAGAUUCAUGAUCUCCGGGACAACCAGGGUCGACUGGAGGAGUCCUUUGAAAACUUAAGAUCCCACUAUCAGCGGGAUUACACCAUGAUCAUGGAGGCCCUGCAGGAAGAACGAUACCGGUGUGAACGGCUAGAAGAACAACUCAAUGACUUGACAGAACUACACCAGAAUGAAAUCCUGAACCUAAAACAGGAACUAGCAAGCAUGGAGGAGAAGAUUGCCUACCAGUCUUAUGAAAGAGCACGAGACAUACAGGAAGCGCUGGAGGCUUGUCAGACGCGCAUAUCCAAGAUGGAGCUUCAGCAGCAGCAGCAGCAGGUGGUGCAGCUGGAGGGCCUGGAGAACGCCACUGCACGGACUCUUCUCGGAAAGCUAAUCAAUGUACUUCUGGCCGUCAUGGCUGUCCUUCUGGUGUUUGUGUCCACCGUGGCCAACUGUGUUGUCCCCUUGAUGAAAACACGCAGCCGCACGCUCUCCACGGUGCUCCUGGUGAUCCUGCUCGCCUUCCUCUGGAGGCACUGGGAGGCUAUUUCAGAGUCUCUGCAUCACUUCCUGCUAAACCCCAGAUGACCUACUGGGAGAAACUAAUCUUACCGAAGAAAGAGACUGAGGCUUGAAGAUCAACAAUUAAAGGGAAGACGUAUAUACAAAAGGUUGUGUCUUAUUGUCCGGUUCUUGAUCAUACUUUCUCUUAAAACACUCAGGAGUGUAACAGAGGUUUGUCACUUUACCACUUUGUGAACUUUGUAUCUGGUAGAUUAAAAUCAAGAACGGGGAGAUAAAACGCUGGCAGGUUUGUCAUGGACUUUCUAUCACAGGUGCAAUGUUGGCACAAGCACACGCUGUCAGGGCGUAUUUGAAGGCGGGGCUGAGAGAACUGCACACUGGAUUUCUCUCUUCUGAGUGAAUUUGUUUACAAGUGGAAAACCUUGCAUUGUUUUUCACCUUAGAUUUUAUCUGUAGUUUAUUCAAAUGGUAUUGUUUUGAAUUCACUGCUAUUUUUAAUACAAUUUGAUCAGUUUUCUUUUUAUCUGUAAGGAGCUGUCUGUUCUGCAGUUUUUUUAUUUUUUUUAUUUUUUUUGGUCUUGUGAUUAUGUAUUUUUUUAAAUUGACUUUUCCCCUCUUUCUCAUCAUAUCUGCAUUUCAGCUUAUGUAACCAAGUCCUCCUGCUAGAUCACUAAAGAUCAGGUGCCUGCAAAUCUGCAUCAUUGCUCUGAGAUCACAUUUGUUGCUGACUCAAAUAGCUUUGGGUUGUCAAAAUGUUUCCUUUUGGAUUCGUGGAGUCGAUCACACUGGUUAUACCACAAACGGGAUGCUACUAUCAGGAGAUUUGACCCCCUCCUCCUCCCACUGGAUGCUACAUAUUUCCUGAUGCUCUUUUACUGCAGAAUGAAUAAUUAUGAACUGAAUUAACAUACUUGAAGAGCGGCUAAAUUGCUCAAAGACUUAGUGCUUCCGUACUGUUUCUAUUAGGGACGUUGAAAUAGUAACACAUUUUAGUUGAUUUUGUUUUUUAAUAUUUAAAAAAUAAAUACAUUUGCUGUUUUUUAAAGGCUCA
Molecule: messenger RNA, 3476 nt
Organism: Girardinichthys multiradiatus
Lineage: Eukaryota; Metazoa; Chordata; Actinopteri; Cyprinodontiformes; Goodeidae
Gene: tmcc1b
Product: transmembrane and coiled-coil domain family 1b
Exons: 9
Coding region: 533-2488 (651 amino acids)
Cellular component (GO): endomembrane system
Source: RefSeq, a predicted model, not a curated record